Messenger RNA from Cyclocybe aegerita, 3642 nucleotides. The record is from the annotation of a GenBank genome assembly. Lineage: Eukaryota; Fungi; Basidiomycota; Agaricomycetes; Agaricales; Hemipholiotaceae.
AUGCAUCUGUACAAUCUGACUCUCCAACCGGCAACGGCCAUUACACAAGCGAUCGUUGGCAACUUUUCGGGCGCUCGACAGCAAGAAAUCAUCGUAUCUCAUGGAACACGACUAGAGCUCUUGCGGCCAGACGCACAGACGGGGAAAGUCGCGACGGUGAUUGCAACGGACGUGUUUGGCUCAAUUCGCUCGCUCGCUGCUUUCCGCUUGACCGGUGGGACGAAGGACUACGCAAUCGUAGGCUCAGACUCGGGUCGCAUUAUCAUCCUCGAUUAUGACCCAAAAACGAGCAGUUUCGUCAAGCUGCACCAAGAAACGUUCGGAAAGUCUGGCGCGCGACGUAUCGUUCCUGGGCAAUAUUUGGCGACGGACCCGAAGGGGAGGAGUGUGAUGAUUGCAGCGAUGGAAAAGGCGAAGCUGGUCUACAUUUUGAACCGUGACGCUGCCGCCAACCUUACCAUAUCGUCGCCGUUGGAAGCACACAAAAAUGCUGCGAUCAUCCACCAUAUUGUUGGAUUGGACGUGGGGUUCGAAAAUCCCAUGUUCGCUGCGUUGGAGGUGGAUUACACAGAGUCAGACCAGGACCCCACUGGAGAGGCCUUCAACAACGCAGAAAAGAUGUUGACCUACUACGAACUUGACCUCGGCCUAAAUCACGUCGUACGCAAGUGGAGUGAACCUACAGAUCCACGAGCGAAUCUACUCGUCCAAGUCCCGGGUGGUCAACACGCUUCUUCUAAUCAGUUUGACGGACCGUCAGGUGUGCUUGUAUGCUGCGAGGACCACAUCAUUUACCGGCAUAUGGAUGCACCCCAACAUCGAGUGCCAAUUCCCCGACGAAACCAUCCCUUAGAAGACACAGACCGUGGCUUGAUCAUCACUGCUGCCGUCAUGCACAAAAUGAAGGGGGCUUUCUUCUUCCUUCUGCAAAGCGAAGACGGGGAUCUCUUCAAGGUUACGAUUGAACAUGAAGAGGAGGAGGUCAAGUCGUUAAGAAUCAAGUAUUUUGAUACUGUACCUGUCGCGUCCAGUCUAUGCAUUCUCAAGUCUGGUUUCCUCUUUGUCGCGAGCGAGUUUGGAAAUCACUUCCUUUAUCAAUUCCAAAAAUUGGGAGACGAUGAUAACGAGCCUGAAUUUUCCUCGAUGUCGUAUCCUCAAUUUGGUAUGGCUAACCCCUCUUCUCCGUUACCUCGUGCAUUCUUCCGACCUCGCCCACUCGAGAAUUUGGUUAUUGCUGACGAGCUGGAGUCUCUGGAUCCCAUCCUCGACUCCAAGGUUCUCAAUCUCCUUCCCAACUCUGACACGCCACAGAUCUUUACUGCUUGUGGACGAGGCCCUCGCAGCACUUUCCGAAUACUCCGCCAUGGUCUUGAAGUAGAAGAGUCUGUGAGCUCUGAUCUGCCUGGCAUCCCAAAUGCCGUUUGGACGACGAAGAGGACAGAGGACGACCCGUUCGACUCAUACAUAGUUCUUUCUUUUGUUAACGGAACUCUCGUGCUCUCGAUUGGCGAGACGAUCGAAGAAGUGCAAGACACUGGAUUCCUGUCAGCUGCCCCUACACUAGCUGUACAGCAAAUCGGCGCUGAUGCCCUUCUCCAAGUUCAUCCUCAUGGUAUCCGGCAUGUUCUCGCAGACCGACGGGUCAAUGAGUGGAGGGUGCCUCAAGGACGUACGAUCGUCUGUGCUACGACGAACAAGCGGCAGGUCGUGGUGGCUCUUAGCUCCGCUGAGCUGGUGUACUUCGAGUUGGACCUCGAUGGGCAGCUGAAUGAGUAUCAGGAUCGGAAGGCUAUGGGAAGCACGGUACUGGCGCUGAGUAUUGCCGAAGUUCCGGAAGGGCGUCAGAGGACACCCUAUCUCGCUGUCGGCUGCGAGGACCAAACUGUCCGCAUCAUCUCCCUCGAUCCAGAGACAACGCUUGAGACGAUUAGUUUACAAGCCUUGACGGCACCACCCUCCUCCAUAUGCAUUGCGGACAUGCUUGACGCAAGUAUCAACAAGGCUGCUCCAACGAUGUUCGUCAACAUAGGCCUGCAAAAUGGUGUUCUUCUCCGAACCGUCCUGGACCCUAUCAACGGCCAAUUGACUGAUACUCGAACUCGGUUCUUGGGAACACGGCCUGUGAAACUCAUCCGAGUGCAGAUCCAGAAGAACCCUGCUAUCCUUGCGCUAUCAUCACGGUCAUGGCUCAAUUAUACAUAUCAGAACCUCAUGCAUUUCACGCCUCUCAUCUACGAUAACCUCGACUACGCGUGGAGCUUUUCUGCCGAGUUGAGUCCUGAGGGAUUAAUCGGAAUUGCUGGCAGCGUUCUCCGGAUCUUCCAGGUACCAAAAUUGGGCAUGAAGCUGAAGCAAGACUCAAUGCCCCUAUCUUACACGCCUCGAAAAUUUAUCACCCACCCUCACAAUAGCUACUUCUACAUGAUAGAAGGCGACCACAGGGUCAUGGGUGACGAGGCUGCAGAGAAGAAGCUCCAGGAACUUCGCCGACAAGGCAAGAAAGUUGAUCAAGAAGUCGUGGACCUCCCACCAGACGUCUUCGGAAGACCAAAAGCUGCUGCAGGUACCUGGGGCUCGUGCAUUCGCAUCAUCGACCCUGUAGAAAGCAAGACCGUCAAUGUUAUACACCUGGAUGCUAACGAGGCUGCAUUUUCGCUCGCUGUCGUCCCGUUUUCCGCCCGGAACGGCGAGCUGCAUCUUGUCGUUGGAACCGCGGCUGAUACGUUGAUCUCUCCUCGCUCAUGUUCAAGCGGUUUCUUGAGGACGUAUACUUUUAAGGAUGACGGAGCAGGCUUGGAAUUGCUGCAUAAGACGGAGGUGGACGAUGUUCCACUGGCAUUGCUUGCUUUCCAAGGGCGGCUUGCUGCGGGCGUUGGCAAGGCUCUGAGAAUAUACGACAUCGGGAAAAAGAAGCUUCUCCGUAAAGUUGAGAAUAAGUCCUUUACGUCCGCCAUUGUCUCUCUUGCCACCCAAGGGUCAAGAAUAAUCGUAGGAGACAUGCAAGAGUCUGUCCAAUUCACUGUCUACAAGCCACCUGAGAACAGACUGUUGACUUUCGCGGACGACUCACAACCACGCUGGGUUACUGCAAUGACUAUGGUGGAUUACAAUACGGUGGCAGCAGGCGAUCGUUUCGGUAACAUCUUCGUCAAUCGUUUGGAUGCCAAGGUCUCCGACCAGAUCGACGACGAUCCAACUGGCGCUGGUAUCCUGCACGAAAAGAAUAUCCUCAUGGGCGCUCCGCACAAGACAAAAAUGUUGACCCACUUCCAUAUUGGCGAUAUGGUCACCUCCAUCCACAAGGUGUCGCUCGUUGCUGGUGGGCGUGAGGUGCUGCUGUACACAGGGUUGCAUGGCACUGUCGGGGUGCUGGUCCCCUUCGUUUCGAAGGAAGAUGUCGACUUUAUCUCGACCCUCGAGCAGCAUAUGCGCACUGAACAACCAAGUCUAGUCGGAAGAGAUCAGCUAAGUUGGAGAGGGUACUAUGUGCCGGUGAAGGCGGUGGUUGAUGGUGACCUGUGUGAGACGUAUGCAAGACUACCCGGAACGAAACAGCAAACAAUUGCUGUUGAGUUGGAUAGGACCGUUGGCGAGGUGCUGAAAAAGCUAGAACAGUUGAGGGUAACAGCGAGUGGCUUCUAA